AUGGCUGCUAGGCGGGCCUAUUCCUCGGUGGCAGGCCAGCCGGCUCGGAACUCUGAGGCUUUCCCAUCUGGCGGCUCACAAUUGACUCGACCGUCCACAGCCGUCCCAGUUAGGGCAAAACCGAAAAACGCUACUACUACUACUACUACUUGCAUAUCAAAUCUAGUUGAAUUCCUCAGCGACACAGGUUACGAGGGCCAGGUAUCCCUAAAAGCGCUCCAAAGCCCAAGUCAAAAACUGGUUUUUUCAAUUUUCUCGCAUAUAAUGAAUCACUUCGCUCCCAACUACUUCAUACCACAGGAUAAGGUGGCCUUCGAAGACUACUUUGUCAACACUUUGAAGUCCUUUGGCUAUCCCGUGGCGUUGAAGCGAAGUACCGUUACAACUCCGGGAGCUCCACACUCUGCGUCACAGAUCCUAGCUGCGCUGGAUUGGCUCCGUAACGAACUCUCUACCUGUGUAUCCAAAAUGGAUGAAAUUCAUUUCAUCACCGAAAACGAGGCCGGACCAGUAGGUAAACUGAUUUUUGAUCUCUUGCUUGACUGUGUCGCUGCGAAUACCGUGGAGCCAUCGGCUGAAGCUCGCGAGCAUUUUGAGACAGCGUGCGCAUGCAGUUUGAGGUGUCGACCGGAGGACGUGGCGGGACUAGAAGCGGAGUUGGUGGAGAUGGAGAACCAGCCCUCAUCAGCGAACCUCAUCCAACAGGAGCGCGACCUCCGCUGUCGCCUUUCCGCCACUGAGCGCGAGUUGGCUGAGCAGAGCGACCACCUACAGCAUCUGCAGUCCCUCCUGCCUGAAGCAGAGAAAGUUCGUGAUCAGGUUGGCGAAGUGGCCGCUGAGGUGGAAAAGUUGGAAAAUCUUGUUUCAUCACAACGGGCUAAGUUUGGGGAUGUCGUUACCACUUAUCAGCGCUUAGUGGAGCACUAUCAGCAACGUGUUCGUGUGAAGGAAGAGCUGGUUCAGCUGUUGCAUGAACGCUCUAUUGAACUCGGGCGUCUGGACAAGCCUGUGGCGCCGGCUCUUGACGAAUACAAUUCUCUCGCUGUCCGUCUGACCGAUCCUUCAUUGCCGCAACUGAAGAUGCGUUCCUACCUCCAUACCUUCGAUCCCUUGAAGGAGAUCCCUGUUAUUUGCUCCGAACUCGCCGAUGUCCAAGCGAAGCUGAAACGCUCAGCGGAAUCCAGCGCAGCUGAAGUCGCUCGCAAACGUAAUGAGCUAGCAACCUUAGAAUCAAGUUUGAACAAGAAGGUGGAAGAGCUGGAUAAACUUGAGCGGGACUUGAGUGAAUCGACGAAACAACUUGAGUAUCUAAAGCGUCAGGCGUUGUCAAAGAAGGAGACACUCAAUCAGUGGAUUACCGAGACCGAUGUGGCUAUCGCGGAGGCUCGUCAGUCAGCUGAUGCACGGCAGCAGUAUUUGAAAAAGCUGCACACCGAUGUUCAACAAACCCAGGAGCGUCUGCAAGGGAAGGCGGAUCGUCGAAGCACGGAGGAGGGCAAGUUCGAGGAGAGCAUGGAGGAGCUGGAGUCGAAGGUAUCCCACCUUGCUAUCCGCACCGAAGACCUCAUCAAAGAAGCCAACCUGCUCGCUGAGAGGGCCUCUGCCUCUCUUCCUCUAUCCUGA
Molecule: messenger RNA, 1623 nt
Organism: Echinococcus granulosus
Lineage: Eukaryota; Metazoa; Platyhelminthes; Cestoda; Cyclophyllidea; Taeniidae
Product: Kinetochore protein NDC80
Exons: 11
Coding region: 1-1623 (540 amino acids)
Biological process (GO): attachment of mitotic spindle microtubules to kinetochore
Cellular component (GO): Ndc80 complex
Source: RefSeq, a predicted model, not a curated record